AUCCGGGUAUCUUCACUUCCUGUUUGGCGAUCCGUCGCCACAAGAGAGGAGCAGUACGUUUCAGUGCGCUCGGGAAAUCUGGGCCUGAAAACCCAUUAAUAUACCGCGGUUUUCCCGCAGCUGGAGAGCGGAUAACGCUCGGUGGGAAGCAGGAGUUCCCACAACGAAGGGGAGCGAAUUACCCCGUCUUCUCACCCCUUCCUUUUAUUCUUUCGGAGACAUUUUGGAUUUGGUGUCUCUCUUGUUGUUUUUUUUUCUCGGUUUGUUUGGUGGUCAUGAUGUCGCCGUAAUGGAGUAUCCGGUUCUGACAAGCAUGAGCAAGGGCCUUCGCCGCCUGACCCGCACUUCCUAUAACAGCCCGCUUUUUUCGUUUCCUAUCCCGUUUCAUGCUAGAGAGCUCAGCGGCUCUCUUCCCGGAGCUCGGUCUCAGUUCUUCACCCACAGACAUGGAGAAAAACCCGAACGCCAACACCAAGGUCCCGCCCCGUUCCAGUUCCACAGGGCCAGCGGCGGCAGAUUCUAAAACCAAAACCGACUCGAAGAACAAUGGCGGCUCCAAGCGCUAUAACCGUAAGCGGGAGCCGGCCUUCCCCAAAGCAGAGAGUUUCCCAGGCCCUCGGCGCACCCACCCACAGAAAGGCAAGAAUUUCGACAAGAGACCCCCCCAGAGAGGCGGAGGAGGCAGUAGACCUGGUGGGCUCAUGGGCGGUGGGAGAAGAGAAGAGGUAGCCGAGACGCGCCGGGCCGAGUUCAGCCCGGCUCAGUUUUCCGGACCCAAAAAAAUCAGUUUGAACCAUUUGCUCAAUUUUACCUUUGAGCCCCGUGGAGGCCACAUGGGCCCCGGAGGCGACGGGCAUUCGUGCUGGGGUCGCCGCAACAAGUGGGGGCACAAACACAAGCCCUUCAACAAGGAGCUGUUCCUGCAGGCCAACUGCCAGUUUGUGGUGAUCGAUGAUGAGGAUUAUCAGGCUCACUUCACUGACCCCGACACGCUGGUCAGCUGGGACUGUGUGCAGCAGGUGCGCAUUUACAGCCACGAGGUGCCGUCGUGUCCGAUCUGUCUGUACCCUCCGGUGGCGGCCCACAUCACUCGCUGUGGCCACAUCUACUGCUGGCCCUGCAUGCUGCACUACCUGUCUCUGAGCGAGAAAACCUGGUCCAAGUGUCCGAUCUGCUACGAGGCCGUGCACAGUGCAGAUCUCAAGAGCGUUGUCGCCAUGGAGACACGUCAGUACGCUCCCGGCGAUGUCAUCACCAUGCGCCUGAUGCGCAGGGAGAAAGGUGUGUUGGUGGCGCUGCCCAGCUCGCAGUGGGUUAAAGUGGAGGAGCCCAUUCGCUUUGGAGACGUACGUCUGAGCUCUUAUUCCAAGCUGCUGCUGGCGUCUCAGGAUCAGGUUCUGGGUCUUCUAGCGGAGGAGAGGGCGGCACUGCAGGCUCAGAUGAGGCAGGAACGGGACGACCCACAAGCCUGCUUCAUACAGAGCGCCUUAUUGCAGCUGCAGGAGCGAGAGGACGGCCUGCUGAAGCGGAGCGUUCCAGAUAAGACUGGAGUGGACGGUGCAGACCUGAGGAAUCUCUCUCUGACCGACCGACAUCUGGACUCGACUGCUCCAGAUGUGGCGAUCAGCAAACUCACCAGCUCCAAGCCCAUCCUGCAGUACGCUUCAGCGUUCGACGACCAGAUUGUGGAGACUACUGAAGAGCUUCUGGAGGUCACGCCCCAACAGGAGGUGGCCGAGGGGGUCGAGCAGGUGCUGGAUGGACCUGGAGAGGAAGCACUGACUAGUGAGGCUGGGUCACAGCAGAACUCUCAGCAUGGUCCAUACUACUACUUCUACCAAGCUGAGGACGGGCAGCAGAUGUUCCUGCACCCGGUAAACGUGCGCUGCUUGGUGAGGGAGUACGGCAGCCUGGAGAACAGCCCUCAGUCCAUCAGUGCCACUGUAGUGGAGAUCGAGGGCCACACAGUUAACGAGGACGUUCGUCGUCGACACCGUUACCUCUCCCACCUGCCCCUCACCUGCGAGUUCAGCAUCUGCGAGCUCAACCUCCAGCCGCCCGUCCUCUCCAAGGAGACCCUGGACAGCUUCUUAGACGACCUGGAGCGCAGGAGGCGUGCGAGGCAGAAAAAAGCGAGGGAUGAGAAGAGAAGGGAGAAACGGAUUGAGAUGGAGGAGAACAGGAAGCAGGGGAAAUACCCGGAGGUGCACAUCGGGCUGGAGAACCUGCAGCAGUUCCCAGCAUUUGGUUCUCCUCCUCAGGACUGUCCACCAGGACUCAAUCCAGAGUUUGUGUUCGGACCCCUGACUCCUCUGAGCUGCAGUCCUGUCUCAGAUGUGGCGAUGUUCCCCAGUCUUAACGGGAACAGUCAGUCGUUCAGUGUAGGCAGUAUGGAGGAGGACCCUCCCUGCAUGUCCUUCGCGCAGAUGCUGAGAGAUGGAAAAGCCCGUGCAGACGUCUGGCCCAAACCUCCUCCAAAGAAAGAUGCGUUUUUGGCUCCUCCGGUAGCUGAUAGCGAUGGGGAAAGCGACGGGUCGGACCGCGUGCCGGUCCCCAGCUUCCAGAACUCCUUCAGUCAGGCGGUUGAAGCGGCGCUGCUGCAGCUGGACAACAAACCACCAGUCAAGGCUGAAGCUCCGCCCACCACUGAUGAGAAAGGAGGGAAGAAGAAGAAGAAAAAGCAGAAGCUUCUCUUCAGCACCUCUAUGGUUCACACAAAGGAUCAGAGACGACGUUCAAGGGUGGAACUCGACGGCAGUCAACCAGCUGCCGAAUAACACGCCCUUCACGUCAUCGCUGAACCCACGACAGUUUCCAAAGGAAAAAAAAAAACAUUUUUACAUUUCAGUUCAACAAUCGCUUUUAUUUAUUUCCUUUUCUCCCUCCUUCAUCCUUCUCACACUUCAGUAAGGCACUUUUGGUGUUUUUCCGCAUAUAUUAAUCAGCUGCACGCAUUAAACACGACCCACGUUUACACGCUGCUUCAUUCGGGUUUUCACCAACACGUCAUAAACACGUGAUAAAAGCCUGAGUUUGGUCUCGGACUCGAGAGGAAGUUUGACGCUUCGGUGAGGUGCAGCCUCUGUAUUUUUGGGGUGUUUUUGUUUUUCAUGUUCUAAAAUUAAAAUGAUAAAAAAAGGAAGAUAUUGGAUUUUAUUUUGAGGAAUCUGUGAUUUAAACCUGCACAUUGAUUUAAGGAAUAAAACGUUGUUAUGCA
Silurus meridionalis is the source of this 3217-nucleotide messenger RNA. It is a transcript of the gene rnf10, whose product is annotated as ring finger protein 10. The transcript has 18 exons. Lineage: Eukaryota; Metazoa; Chordata; Actinopteri; Siluriformes; Siluridae. Gene Ontology annotation, molecular function: transcription cis-regulatory region binding; metal ion binding. Bases 387 to 2777 code for a protein of 796 amino acids. Gene Ontology annotation, biological process: positive regulation of transcription by RNA polymerase II; positive regulation of myelination. The record is from RefSeq and is a predicted model, not a curated record.